This is a messenger RNA of Manacus vitellinus (golden-collared manakin), 716 nucleotides long. RefSeq names its product serine rich and transmembrane domain containing 2 (gene SERTM2). The transcript is spliced from 2 exons. The record is from RefSeq and is a predicted model, not a curated record. Bases 349 to 627 code for a protein of 92 amino acids. Gene Ontology annotation, cellular component: intracellular membrane-bounded organelle. Lineage: Eukaryota; Metazoa; Chordata; Aves; Passeriformes; Pipridae.
GACAGCUAAUCUUUGCUGCACAGUUCCCACUAGCUGGAAUGUGGGACGUUCCUAGAUAAAUCACCAGCAAGCUCCUGGUCUGAAUCACGGACUCUCGUGCCUUGUCCCAACACCACUGCCUGCUCUGAAAGCAACUUGCAAAAUGGUUUGCAAAGUCCUGCCCCGUGCAGUGUGAACCAGCAGCCUUGACACCAAGAGGAUGGAGCACCUCUUGCUGAAGCCAUCGGGACAUCUGUCCUAAGUUGCCUCUCCUGACAUCCUUUGUGAGUCUGGUGAGGGAAGACAGGAAAUGGAAGGUAUGUAGGGAAAAUGGACCAAAGCUGAGUAACCCCCAGGCCCCAGGGAGCAAUGACUGAGACCUAUUUAAAACCCCGUGGGAACCUGACUGGCCGUGUCCACCUCCCAACUGCGGCCACCGAAGCAGACACGGCAGCAGAUAAAUAUUCCGGGCUCUACGUGUACGUGGGACUGUUCCUGACACUCCUGGCUGUCCUCCUCAUCCUGCUCUUCUCCAUGCUCCUGCGCCUGAAGCACGUUGUGUCCCCGCUCUCCGUGUCUCCAGAGGGCACUGAGAACGCCCAGCAGUUCACAGAUGUGGAAAUGCACAGCAGGAUUCCAACCACGUAGAGACCACAGAGCAAGGAGGAGGGUUCUGUGCUUGUGAAACGUGUUUUGUUCAGCAAAACGUGGUGGAAAGAAUCUGUGGCUGCCUGUUG